This is a messenger RNA of Anarrhichthys ocellatus (wolf-eel), 949 nucleotides long. RefSeq names its product protein DEPP. Gene Ontology annotation, biological process: regulation of autophagy. NCBI's taxonomy places the organism in Eukaryota, Metazoa, Chordata, Actinopteri, Perciformes, Anarhichadidae. The record is from RefSeq and is a predicted model, not a curated record. The transcript is spliced from 2 exons. Gene Ontology annotation, cellular component: mitochondrion. The coding region runs from base 36 to 470 and encodes 144 amino acids.
CUGAGCGAACGAGCCUUCUCUCUGUUUCACUCUACAUGUCAACUUUACAACUCAAGUAUCCAAGCAUGAAACGCAGGCGGUUGUUGCUUUCCCUGCCUCACUUACCCACCAUUACUGAGACGCUUGAGGACUUGCCUGUCCACCCCUCAUCCACUCAAUCUUCCCAGAUCGCCCAGUCUCUAGAGGACUACAUGACUAGUAUUCAGGCCCUUGCACGCCCUGCGGAGGCACUGAGCGGCGGCCUCGUCAGACUCCAGAAGUCCCCCAAGCUACGGCAGUUCUCAAAGGCUCAAAUGAAGCUUUCUGUCUCAGCCUCACCUCCUCGCGGCUCUUCCCGCACACUAAGGACUUCCAGACAUUACAGUCUGAGUCUAAACAGCCCAGAGGAUUUUUCUCUUAAGAUGGGCAGAGAAAAAGACUGCAGGGUCAUGGACCCUGUAGACUGGCUGUUUGGACAGAUAAGGACUUGAAGAGAGACGUUGUUGUGGGAUGCCCUGAAAGGCACUUUGGUGGAAUAUCUCAUAAUCCAAAAAGGUUCGAAGAAUCGGCUUUAUUUAUGAAGAUUAAAAACAAUGCACUGAAUGAUGAGACUCAUUAUGAAGGCUGGACAAAGACCAAAACACCAAAGAAAAGUGAAGAUCUAUUUAUUUCUACCGAGGACUCAAGUCUACAUGUUUACGUUGUGAAUUUUGUAAAGACGUAAAUGAUAUACUUUCUAAUAAAAUACUAAAAUAAUCAUGAAUAUUCUCUGUUCUUUCUGAAGUUAUUACAAAGAGCUGAAUGAUUUAAAAUCAAAACAGUUUCAGUUCCAGCUUUAAAAGCUUGUAAGAAUUGUCUUUGUUUUCUGCUGUUUUCUGCCAUGAACUGGAGUUUUGGACUGUUGGUCAAACAAAACAAAACAUUUGAAGACAUCCGCUUGGAGACAGUUUUAUGACUUUUUGACAUUUUA